AUGUCGAAAUUUUGGAGGGAGAACGCUGCCUGGCCUUCACAUCCUAGGAUGCAUAGCUGGCCGUCAAUCGACGCUGAAUGGCGACGUCGUACAAAACUUGCUUUCCUCCCCUUUUAUCUGGCCAAUCGUUCACGCCUUGGCUGGGCUUGGCAAGACGUCUUCGUCCGGUGUGAGUAUGAGGCUUCUGAAUGCGACCUCGAGCCAAUAGCAGCAGAACUGUCGACGCAGGGCGGCAAAACUCCAAGUCUUUCAUACGGUUCCGGAUUGCAUGUGCACCAGGCCUGGGGCAGGAUGGAUGAUGCCCUACGCAAAAGGGAGCAAGAGCAGACAAGAACUCGUAGGCAGAUUGCUUAG
Molecule: messenger RNA, 354 nt
Organism: Protopolystoma xenopodis
Lineage: Eukaryota; Metazoa; Platyhelminthes; Monogenea; Polystomatidea; Polystomatidae
Source: the annotation of a GenBank genome assembly